AUGCAGAUUGGAAGUCUAUUUCGUAUUCAGCGGAGAAAUAUAUCUCUUUUUGGUAAUCUUGGCGAAAGUAUUAGCCAUAUACUGCCCAAAGAUCAUGUCUACUUUAAGGUGAAACGACCUAUUGGAUUCCACGAUCGUCCCGUACAUAUUGCAGAUGCCCCCCAAGAUAGUAGGUUCACGAAGGAAAACCUCAACAUUCCAAAACGAAUGUGGGAUUUUUAUUUUGACGGUGUUACAAGAAAGACUCGUGUGAGAAAAAUUCAGAAAGAGAUGGCUUACGGAGGAAUGUACGAUUUCCAUGUCUAUAAUAAGACCAAGGGUCGUCUAUUUGCUGCUCCUCCCUCUUAUUUCAGACAAGAUAAAGCUCUUUUCUUCCCAAACUUUCCUGUAAAGACUAUAACUGGAGAUCAGACUGAAUUGAUUGAUUUGUUUCGCAGUUGCAAAGCUACAGUGUUACGAGUUUUCUCCACCCAAACGGGCGCUAAAAUGACGAAUGAUUAUUUUCAGAUUCCAGAGGCUCAGGAUAGUUAUCUUUCUAAUACCGGUGUGCAAAAUUUGCAUCAGACUUAUCCUAAUGCUCAAAUUGUUGAGAUGAUUCUCAGUGAGACCUGGCCAAAAUAUUUGAUGCACACACAUAUAUCCGCAGGUAAAUUGAAGAGUACAAUUCCGGAAAGUCAGUAUGAUAAGUUUCUCUUUGCGAUGAGAGAUGAUGUUCUAGAAAGAGAAGAUAGAGAAAAAUUGCUCAUGACAAACUUGUAUUCAGGUUAUGUCUAUGUGAUUGACAAUUCGUCCAAGAUACGAUGGAUUGGAUCUGGAUGGCCAGACCAGCAUGAAGUGGAAGGUUUGUGGAAAGCAGUUCGUGGUGUUUCGAAAGAGAUUAAUAUAAAUUCCGCUAAAAUGGCCAAGUAG
This is a messenger RNA of Brettanomyces nanus, 909 nucleotides long. RefSeq lists its product as uncharacterized. Gene Ontology annotation, cellular component: mitochondrial inner membrane. NCBI's taxonomy places the organism in Eukaryota, Fungi, Ascomycota, Pichiomycetes, Pichiales, Pichiaceae. The transcript has a single exon. The coding region runs from base 1 to 909 and encodes 302 amino acids. Gene Ontology annotation, biological process: mitochondrial proton-transporting ATP synthase complex assembly. The record is from RefSeq and is a predicted model, not a curated record.